Messenger RNA from Engraulis encrasicolus (European anchovy), 1099 nucleotides. It is a transcript of the gene g6fl, whose product is annotated as g6f-like. Gene Ontology annotation, biological process: positive regulation of ERK1 and ERK2 cascade; interleukin-15-mediated signaling pathway; T cell activation. Lineage: Eukaryota; Metazoa; Chordata; Actinopteri; Clupeiformes; Engraulidae. The transcript is spliced from 7 exons. Gene Ontology annotation, cellular component: external side of plasma membrane; membrane raft. The record is from RefSeq and is a predicted model, not a curated record. The annotation marks the transcript as partial. Gene Ontology annotation, molecular function: protein tyrosine kinase binding; MHC class II protein binding.
AGGCUGGUGGACCGGAGGUGGGCGUCGACGGGGAAUCUGUCGCUAGGGUUGGUUGCCACGGAGAGCGCGGUGGGCCGCUAUUGGUGCAUCGUAGAACGGGCGGGAAAACAGGUCAAGAAGGCAGUAGUGCUGCUGGCACUGGUGGACGUGAGUGUGUCUCCUGCCUCUCCGGUUCCUCAGGACAGUACGGUUAUUCUCCGGGCUGAGGCCACGCCCCCUUACGCCGUCUCCGUGGCGACCUGGUUGUCCCCGUCCGGGUCCGCCCUCCGCUCUGAGCCAAUCGCGUCGCCCGGUGGAGGUCACAUGACCAAGCUGCCGCGCUUCGGCCCUGCCCAUCAGGGGGAGUAUUCAUACUUCGCACAACCGCACGGACACACACACGCCACGCAGUUCACUAUGACAAUCAACGUCAACAUGAGUGCGGUGGUGGAGUUUUCUAAUCCUACAUUUGGCAUGGCCCAGGCGUGUGUGUGUCGAUCGCGUGCCGUGGUGGGCGUGUCCUGUCCUGCGUUGCUAGGCGACUAUCUCCUCCUUUGGUGGCGACAAGCCGACGCCCACUCCACCACGCUGGCCUAUCAGCACGACCGCUGGCGCCAGACCUCCACCAAUCACACACAGCUCCGCCUACGGCUGCUAGGCCCCGCCCCCACGGUAGCCGUGGGCAACUAUAGCUUCCUGUUUGUUCCGGAACAGAAGCAGGGCGGAACAUUCCGGUGCGAAGUCUUCCUCAACGACCGCGUACACGUCCAGGAGACACAAGUUACAGUGAUAAACGCCUUCUCCAAGCGUGGUGUCUCGGAGGUGCAGCUCUGGUGCCUGCUGUCCAACGGGGCUCAACUGCAGCGCGUCAACUGGACCCGACCCGCCAGAACCCAGACUGGCGCCCCCUUGAGGUUGGAUGGUAGUAUUGCAGGUCGGCUGGGGAUCAGCAUUCCGCUGCCCAUCACCACGGCGACCGCUGGAGAGUACACCUGCACAGCAUACCUGCCCAACGGCCAAUCAGCUUCCGCCGUUUACACCUUAGACCUGCCCACCUCCACAGGUGACAUCACUACACUCCCCGCCCCCACAACCAGGACCACCACCACCAAACCUACAG